AGACGGUUAGCGCUCCACGGCCUGGCAAGUCGCAAACAUAACUUAUUUCGAAAGUAUCGAGUCAACGAAAUGCCACCUGUCGCCGUACCCGAUGAGACCCCAAAGAAACACCUUCGCGUGGCGAUCAUAGGACAAAGUACGUUUGCAGCAGAAGUGUUCAAAUUAUUACAAAGAGACGGACAUGAGGUAGUAGGUGUGUUCACCGUCCUAGACAAAGGCAACCGAGAAGAUCCGUUAGCGACUAUUGCGGCACAAAACGGCAAACCAGUGUUCAAAUAUAAAACAUGGAGAGUCAAAGGAAAAGUCAUACCAGAAGUGCUAGAAGAUUACAAAUCGGUAAAUGCAGAUAUCAACGUGCUGCCAUUCUGCACACAAUUCAUACCCAUGGAAGUCAUUUUGCAUCCAAAAUAUCAGAGUAUUUGUUACCAUCCCAGCAUCUUACCACGGCAUAGAGGCGCGUCUUCUAUAAACUGGACUUUAAUAGAAGGCGACACAACUUGCGGUCUGUCAAUAUUUUGGGCAGACGAUGGCUUAGACACAGGACCGAUAUUACUACAGAAGAGUUUCCCUUGCACAAUAGACGAUACUGUGGACACUUUGUAUAAUAAAUAUUUGUACCCAGAAGGUAUAAAAGCACUAGCAGAAUCAGUGAACAUGGUAGCCAAUGGAACCGCACCAAGAAUAAACCAAACAGAGGAAGGCGCUACUUACGAUCCAGCUUUAUUUAAACCUGAAACUCACCAGAUUGAUUGGUCAAAGGGAGGUGUUGAAUUACACAACUUUAUUCGAGGUCUGGACUCAUCGCCUGGCGCGACCACUUUAAUAAAAUCACAAAAUAAAGAUAUUGAUGAGACAAAAGAUACACAUAUGGAAGUAAAAUUCUUUGGCUCAUCUCUUUGGGAAGGUGAAUAUGAAGCAGAAGGUGAAAAACUAUUUAUACCAGGACUAUUGAAACCGGUGGUGGUACAUGAUGCCGGAUUACUGAUUACAGCUAAUGACGGCGUCAGGCUGAAUAUACAAAGAUUAAAGGUGAAUGGAAAAAUGAUCAACGCCCAAAAUUUCUUCAAAAAUAACGAAAGCAAAGUAAAGCUCGAACUAACAGCAGAUGAAAAACAAUUUAUCGAAAACGUCCGUGAUAUUUGGAAGGCAAUAUUGAGAAUAGAUAUAGAUGAUGAAACAGAUUUCUUCACAUCUGGAGCUGGCUCUAUGGAUGUAGUGAGAUUGAUCGAAGAAGUAAAAGAUUUAGCUAAUUUAGAAUUACAAAAUGAAGUCAUAUAUAUGAAUACAACUUUCGAAGAAUUUUAUACAGUGGUAAUUCUUAAAACAAGAGGCGAAUCGGCUAGUAAAGAAGUGGUGUUCGAUGGAGUUGAAUUAGAAGCUAAUAAAAUGAAAAUAAAGUUUCCAACUCAGCUGUUUAUUAAUGGUCAAUUCGUUAAUUCGGACAGUGGGAAGAUGUUAACUAUAAUUAAUCCCACGGAUGAAUCUGUGAUUUGUAAGGUACAAAGCGCGUCCGCUUCCGAUGUAGAUAAAGCAGUGAAAUCUGCACUAAAGGCAUACGAAGAAGGCGAAUGGUCAAAGAUAAGUGCAAGGGAAAGGGGACAGAUGUUGUUCAAGUUAGCAGAUUUAAUGGAACAACAUAAAGAGGAGCUAGCAACUAUCGAAUCUUUAGACUCAGGGGCUGUAUAUACACUGGCCCUGAAAACACACGUUGGAAUGUCUAUUGACACUUGGAGAUACUUUGCUGGCUGGUGUGACAAGAUCCAAGGCACUACCAUACCUAUUAACCACGCUAGACCUAAUAGAAAUCUAACGCUUACAAAAAAAGAGCCAAUAGGUGUUUGUGGGUUGAUUACACCAUGGAAUUAUCCACUAAUGAUGCUGUCUUGGAAGAUGGCUGCUUGUCUAGCAGCUGGAAAUACAGUCGUCAUGAAGCCUGCAGCGGUAUGUCCGCUUACUGCGCUAAAAUUCGCGGAGCUAUCUGUCCGUGCUGGAAUUCCUCCUGGUGUCAUAAACAUACUGCCAGGAAGCGGAACUGUAGCUGGACAAGCGUUAGCCGACCACCCACUUAUCAGAAAAUUGGGUUUUACAGGCAGUACAGAAAUAGGUCAAACAAUUAUGAAGUCAUGCGCUGCGUCAAAUAUGAAAAAGGUGUCACUUGAACUUGGUGGGAAAUCACCACUAGUUAUAUUUGAAGAUUGUGAGCUCGAUAAGGCUGUCAGAAACGGUAUGGCUUCAGUAUUCUUCAACAAGGGCGAAAAUUGUAUAGCAGCUGGUCGUCUAUUUGUUGAGGAAAGAAUACACGAUGAGUUUGUCAAAAGGGUUGUAGAAGAAACAAAGAAAAUGAACAUUGGAGAUCCACUGCACAGAGGAACAGCACAUGGCCCACAAAACCACAAGGCUCAUAUGGAUAAACUUAUUGAGUUUUGCGAACGCGGUGUUAAGGAAGGUGCCAAAUUAAUAUAUGGUGGCAAACGCCUAGAGAGACCUGGAUUCUUCUUCCAGCCUACCAUCUUCACGGAUGUCACAGACAAUAUGUUCAUAGCAAAGGAAGAAUCAUUUGGACCUAUUAUGAUUAUCAGCAAGUUUAGUAGCAAAAACCUCGAUGACGUGAUCCGGCGUGCUAACGAUACUGAAUACGGACUAGCGAGCGGCGUAUUCACUCGCGAUGUUUCUCGCGCAAUGCGUUUCGCUGAGCGUAUCGAAGCUGGCACCGUGUUCGUGAACACAUACAAUAAAACGGACGUUGCAGCACCUUUUGGAGGCUUCAAGCAAUCCGGUUUUGGAAAGGACUUAGGUCAAGAAGCACUCAACGAAUACCUCAAAACAAAAUGCAUUACAAUAGAAUAUUAAUCUAAUCAUUACGUAUAAACUUUCUUCAAUAAGAACAAGCUGAAAAAUGUUAUUAAUAACUCUUUGAAAAUAAUAGUUAUCAAAUUGUAUUCCAAUAAUAAUAGUACUUUUAAUAUAAUUUAUGUUAGAUAUUUAUAGUAAGUUGUAAAUAAAUUAUUAUAAAAAUGAGUAUGAAAAUGUGAUUAAUCGUUUGAAUAAAAUCAUAUGUUUUGUUUUAA
Molecule: messenger RNA, 3068 nt
Organism: Vanessa atalanta (red admiral)
Lineage: Eukaryota; Metazoa; Arthropoda; Insecta; Lepidoptera; Nymphalidae
Product: cytosolic 10-formyltetrahydrofolate dehydrogenase
Exons: 15
Coding region: 70-2850 (926 amino acids)
Biological process (GO): biosynthetic process; one-carbon metabolic process; 10-formyltetrahydrofolate catabolic process
Cellular component (GO): cytoplasm
Molecular function (GO): formyltetrahydrofolate dehydrogenase activity; aldehyde dehydrogenase (NAD+) activity
Source: RefSeq, a predicted model, not a curated record